AUGUCCAAGAGCACGUUCAACGACUUUCGCAAGGCGAUCGAUUGGAAGAAAGUGCUGAAGAAGGGCUCGAGUACCCCUCAUGGACACCGCCUCUUUCCGAGCAGAACUCCAACACAAGAUUCGGCGUACAACUACCGUGCAGACAAGGGAGCUGAUCUUGGGAACGGGAAAUUUGAGGUCAUCAUUCAGGCGAACAAGAACGCAGAGAACAAGGCUGUUCGUGAUGCUGCCAAUAAGAACAGUCAUGCUAUUCAUGCAAAGGCUGUCGCCGACCCCGCCAAUGAUCCUCAAGGAUCUAAGGUAGACGAGGAACUAUUUGCAGAUUGGGAGGCUAGAAAGAAGUGA
Molecule: messenger RNA, 345 nt
Organism: Ascochyta rabiei
Lineage: Eukaryota; Fungi; Ascomycota; Dothideomycetes; Pleosporales; Didymellaceae
Exons: 1
Coding region: 1-345 (114 amino acids)
Source: RefSeq, a predicted model, not a curated record